This is a messenger RNA of Pseudogymnoascus destructans, 2741 nucleotides long. RefSeq lists its product as uncharacterized. The record is from RefSeq and is a predicted model, not a curated record. The coding region runs from base 468 to 2741 and encodes 757 amino acids. Lineage: Eukaryota; Fungi; Ascomycota; Leotiomycetes; Thelebolales; Thelebolaceae. The transcript is spliced from 2 exons.
CAAACAGAGCAAACAGAGCAAACAUCACUUUUGUUAACUUGGUGGUAAUCGUGGUAGAGAAUGGCGGUCAGAGUACUUGUUACUGCAUAGUACUUGGGAGAGAGACGUAGGUCAUGCCAAAAAAUUACAAUAUUCACAGAAGAGAUUCACCCAGAAAUCGACUGUAUCAUAUAUAUAUUUGCUUUUAUUUGCUUCCAUUUCCGCCCCUCACGAAUACCUCCUCGAGCUGUCCCAGUACCUCUUAACUACAAGAACUGCAACAAACUCCGAGAAAAGCACUCGCCACGACCCUACUCCCCUCCCCGUCCAGCCCCGACCUCCAGAAGACCCCGCCAUUCCCACCGGCAAAGCUGGGAAAGUACAACUUCCACUGCCAAACUCCCUCUCAACGCCAUGAUAAGUAGUAUACUAUAACCCCCCAUCGAACUCGAGCAAAGAAGUACCGCCAGAGUACCGAUGCUCACAGCAUGCCCUACUUCCAGGACCCGGACGGCCACGCUGCGUCCUCACCGCCCAACCGACCGACAUUUACCUUUCCCGGACCCAGAUACCGAGGAUUGAGGAGGGAGCCCUCGGAGGAGAGCAUCCGGACAGACCUCUGCGAGGGCCCGGUACCGGAUUCCCCAGAUGAUGCUGCUCCAACAGCGGAAGAUGAGGCAGGGACGAGCUCUCACGAUGCCUCGAGCUGUGUCUCGGACAGGCAGGAGCUGAUGGAGAGGUUGAAGAGGGGCGAGAGUCCUAUCUGGUCCCCGAAGAAGCUGGAAACGCCCGGUGCGAGACGUACGACUCCGCUCCUGCCGCCGGCGGAGAUCAAGUCGUCGCCAAUCUCACCUAGACUAGACGAGACCGAGAACCUGCAUGCCGGGUUGUCUGCACUACACUCGGGGAACUUUAGGGAAGAGAGAUCAGAGCCCAAACGGGACUUGAAUUCGGAGCCGGACGUUGGUCGUAUUCGUGCUGCAAGUCCCCCCCGGCCGUGGCUCUGCACUUCGCCACCAAGAGACUUUAUACCAUCUCUGCAUGACCGGUUCCACUCUUCCUCUCGCCCCGACGUCGACUUCGUAUCCAGGUCAAGGGCCGUCUCGCUAUCGUCAUCUUACUCCUCGAGUUUUGCAUACAUACCCCCAACGAGCCCUCUAGUACAGUCCCAGACCAACGACGACGUGGAAUUCUCCCCUCUGGGGGAAUCCAUGGAUAUCGAAGCGGAUUUUAUAAGAAAUCGCUGGCGCCAUACUUUCCAACCCUAUUCCUCCACGCCAGUAACACCGUCCAGCGCGGUCUCCGAUUACCAACUACCCUUCCAACGCAGAGAUGCGAGCUACGCCUACCAAGCCCACCAGCCGAGGAGGUCACUAGCCUUGAACACCGCCUUGUCGCAACCGACGUCUUCCCCUCAGACGCCAGCAUUCCGCCACUCAAGACGACCAUCGCUCGCGUCAGAUUCCCCGCUACACCACGCAUCGAUGGUUGGAUCAUACGAGGAGAGUAUUCUCAGAGGCAGAAUGUCCACCACCCCCUCCAAACCCCUGGAUUUCGUAGCACAAAUCGGGGUACUGGGAUUAGGCAAGUGCAAGCCGAGUUUAAAAUGCCCGCCCCAUGUGGCCCUCCCAUUCCCGGCAGUGUUUUAUAGCUACGCCACCACAGCCCACAUCAGGCAUACGGCAUCUGAAGACGGACCAAGUCCGUACGUAGGCCAAAUCGACCUAGAAAACGGUCUCCCAGCCGUCCCACCCUCAGAAAGCCACAGCACCAAGCGAACCCGCCACUCCAAGCUCCGAUCCCGAGUUCCCGACGGCCCCGAGCCCCCCGAACCCCAGGACCAAGCCUCAGAGCUCUCCCAGCGACGUCUCCAGAAGCAAAAGCGCCGCUCUACCUCCCCCCGCGCCCCACCAGGGGGUUGCUACCGCAUCCCCGAAAAGGGACAACUCCAGAUCAUCAUCAAGAACCCCAACAAGACAGCCGUGAAGCUGUUUCUCGUCCCCUACGACCUUGAGGGGAUGGAGGCUGGUACGAAGACGUUUAUUCGGCAGAGAAGUUACUCCGCGGGACCGAUUAUGGAUAUCCCCCCCACCUCGUCGUCGACCAGCCAGCCUGAGCAGAAUGAACGCGCGACGCUGCGGUACUUGAUACACCUCCACAUCUGCAGUCCCGCGUGCGGACGAUUCUACCUGUAUAAAUCCAUCCGCAUCGUCUUCGCCAACCGCGUCCCGGACGGGAAGGAGAAGUUGAGGAAUGAGUUGCAGUUCCCUGAACCGCGGUUUACGAGCUAUAAACCCAUCCGCGACAGUGUCCCCAACAGCGCGCUUAGCCCGGCGAGUGAGAAGGCGUAUAGGAGGAGCGCAUGGUUUCGUCUUACGGGAGGAGGGAGGGGGGAGGAGAUGGAGCUGGAUGGGGUUGUGAGGGCGGGUGAGGGGUAUGCGUUGGAGGGGAGGAGUACGACGCCGGUAGAACCGAUUCCGUUCUCGCUGUAUAAGCGCGACGCCGCGUCGUCUGAUACGGGAACUAGCCGAUCCGGCAUUCCGUCGAGGCCGCCCGCGCAGGAUGGGAUAGGGUCGAGUGAGUGGGAUACGAGCGGUAUGGAGAUGUAUGAUAAACUCCAUAAAGGCGACAUCGGCUACGGCGGAAAUGCAUUCGCCACACCGCUGCUGCAGGGACGACAGGUCGCGGAGGGGUUGUUGGCGUUGAAGUUGAGAGGGUUGGGUGUUGGGAGGGGAGAAGGGGGAGGGGGUGAGGGGAGAUGA